UGGACUUGUCCAAUGGCAACGAGGGCAAUAUAGCGCGAUCUUCAUCGACUGAACCGUCCACGGUACUCUACAUGGAUGCUGGCUCGUCAGCUGACGAAGGCGGCGAGCCGAGCGAUCUCGAAGAGGACCCGCGGACUCCCUUCGCCGGCACGCCACUCACUGAAAACGCGAACCAUCACUCAUCGAGCCCCUCUACGAAUCUAUCCAAGGCGAUGCCCAUUCCGUCCUCAGGACCAUCUAGAUCUCUCGGCCAUGGCGUGUACGCUGCCACGCACUCCGGAAGGGACUACUUUCGAUCGGGCCGCCCCGAGCGAUCGACUUCCCUCGACCACCCGUCAAUGCCCGGGGACAUUUACGAACUCAAAAAGAGGCUCAGGCAGUCUGCGAGGCCUGUCACUACGCCAGGCAGGGAACCGGUACAAGGCAGGUCGCAGGCCCAGGUUGCAGGCACCGACGUUUAGCGCAUGCUCGCUCGUAGCCACGAUAUUUUCAUUCGCGAGCGCUUUUACUGCGAACAGCAGCUAUAUGAGGUAGAAAAUGAGCUCGUCGUGCUCGUUCAAUCGCCAGUCUCGGUGGCAGGGACGGCACGGCUUAAUUUCUGCUGGCGUCAUCAGCUGGCGUUGCGUUUGUCCGCGUGGACACGGAGCGAUAUGACAAGUCGAAAAACCGACUGAAUAUGCCAGAUGUUAGCGCCAGCGCUUUCUACCGGCGUCAGCAGCUAGCAUUAGUCACGUUCAUCUGAAUGCGGAAGUAGCGUGUUGCACUUCGUCCCCCAUGACCGCUGGAUAAAUGCGUGGACCAUCGUAGUAAUACCACGCGACGGCGUUUAUAUGCGGCACAUUCCGAAUCGUUCGAAACAAGCCGGAGCCCGUUUUCGGUGAGGGCGAUUCGCUGGUGAGUGGAAGGGAACCCACACCGAGCACCAUCUCACCUUUUCUCUUUCCAUUAAUGCAACACACCGGCUAUGCACCAUCGCGGGAGACAACUUGCGUGCCUCGAAGACACCCUUUGCCGGUGCAAUAACGCGAUUCGGCUUCAUAGC
Messenger RNA from Dermacentor silvarum, 1042 nucleotides. RefSeq lists its product as uncharacterized. Bases 72 to 461 code for a protein of 129 amino acids. The record is from RefSeq and is a predicted model, not a curated record. NCBI's taxonomy places the organism in Eukaryota, Metazoa, Arthropoda, Arachnida, Ixodida, Ixodidae. The transcript has 2 exons.